This is a messenger RNA of Morus notabilis, 1175 nucleotides long. RefSeq names its product nicotinamidase 1. Gene Ontology annotation, molecular function: nicotinamidase activity. Lineage: Eukaryota; Viridiplantae; Streptophyta; Magnoliopsida; Rosales; Moraceae. The coding region runs from base 98 to 850 and encodes 250 amino acids. The record is from RefSeq and is a predicted model, not a curated record. Gene Ontology annotation, biological process: pyridine nucleotide salvage. The transcript is spliced from 5 exons.
AUCCAAGAGUUUAGCUCUUCAUAGUGUUCUCAUAAAAAAAAAUAAAAAAAAUAAAAAAAAUUUGCAGUUGACGGUUGAUCAAUAGUAGUGGAAAAGUAUGGUGCUUCAGACAAUUGAUCUUUUGAGGAAUGAGAUUCCUCUUGAGCAGGAGACUGUAAAUUUCUCUGAAGACGCUGUGAUUGGUCUUGUUCUUGUGGACAUCAUCAAUGGCUUCUGCACAGUUGGUGCUGGAAAUCUGGCUCCAAGAGAGCCGAAUAGGCAGGUAUCCGGGAUGAUCAGCGAGUCAGCAGCACUGGCGAGGCAGUUUUGCGAGAAAAAGCUGCCGGUCAUGGCUUUCCUUGAUUCUCACCAACCAAACAAACCUGAAGACCCUUAUCCUCCUCACUGCAUUGCUGGGACAGACGAGUCGAAUUUGGUUCCCGCUCUAAGAUGGCUAGAGAAAGAACAAAAUGUGAGAAUCAGACGCAAGGAGUGCUUUGAUGGAUACUUGGGUUCAAUUGAGGCUGACGGUUCAAAUGUUUUUGUGGACUGGGUGAAGCAAAACCAGAUCAAGACUUUAUUGGUUGUAGGGGUGUGCACGGACAUAUGUGUACUAGACUUUGUAUGCUCAACAUUAUCAGCAAGAAACCGUGGGUUUCUUAACCCUCUUGAGGACGUGGUGGUGUAUUCUCGUGCCUGCGCCACCUUUGACAUUCCUCUUGAGGUUGCCAGGACCACCAAAGGUGCUUUAGCUCAUCCCCAGGAAUUUAUGCAUCAUGUAGGGUUGUACAUGGCCAAAGAAAGGGGGGCCAAAAUAGCAAAUCAAGUGUCCUUUGUUGCAGCUGGAAAAAGCAUGAAUUUAUCGUGCUAAUAAUAUGUUAAUACCAAGCUAAACCACUAGUUAGUUAUGUUCUUUUUCUUUUUUCUUUUUUCUUUUUUCUUUUUUCUUUUUUUUUUGAGCUGAAUUAUGUCCCUUCAAGACUGUAAGGUGUGGUUUCUGUCGAAUGGUGGAUAUCAGUUGGCCUGAAUAAAGUAUUGUUAAGAACCACGUGCAUGGAGCUGAUGGGUCAUUCUACUACCGUGUAACACCAAUCUGUGAUAUAAAUAAAAAUUAAAGUGGAAAGCUUUUCUUAGAUAUGGAAUUGUACUAGGAUAGGUACUUGUGUCAUUUGCACUGCAAUUAGGAUGACACUAGU